Molecule: messenger RNA, 618 nt
Organism: Strongyloides ratti
Lineage: Eukaryota; Metazoa; Nematoda; Chromadorea; Rhabditida; Strongyloididae
Exons: 1
Coding region: 1-618 (205 amino acids)
Source: RefSeq, a predicted model, not a curated record
AUGUUUGUACCACUACUAGCUUACCUCAUAUUUUUAUCUUUUUCUUUGAUAAUUUCAUGUUCAACAAAAAAGAAAAAAAAUGUAGAAAAGAAUAAAGGAAAAAUUGUAGAUUUAAAUGCUAGUAGUAAUGGAGAAAAAAGUAAAAUAACAACUACUAAAAGGGGAUAUUCAACAAGUAUUAAUUCAAAAUUGGGAAAAAUAACCAAUGAAAGUAAUACAAAAGUAUUAUUAAAACCACAAAGUUCACAAAGUAAGGGUGAUGAAAAAUUUAAGGUAAAUAAUAUGAGAACUGAAGAUUUUAUAUCUCCUAAAAAAGUUGGUGCAAAAAGUGUUGAAAAAGGAAAGGAUAGUCAAAAAAUUGGUCAGGCACCUAAAUCAAUUCAAAAUAAUUGUUUUAGUGCAGCACCAACUCAAGCUAAUAUUUUUGAUCCAAAUGAUGAUCCAGCAGCUGAUAAAAUGAAUCUUGAAAUGACACAAAAUAGUAUUGUUGAGGAUUUAAAAGAUGGUGAUGAUACAUUAAAAAAUGUCUACUCACUUCCUGUUGAUAAAGAUCAAUCAUUGAAAGUUAUUGAGGAUGCAGAAGGAGGAAAUAAACCAGCUAAAAAGACAAAUAAAUAA